AUGACAGAAGUCGGUGGAGUCUGUGUCCCACAAGCAAUAGCCCCACUCUUCUCGAUGCCUCAAUCAACAAUCGAUGAUAUUCAAAACACAACAUCUCCUACUUCGAUUCGUUCCCAGCCGUUUUCAUACUCGAAACCUACUCCGGGUGGACCGAAACUUCAUCAGAGAAUCAAGUGUCCAAGGGUAGUUCCACUAACAUUCUGGUCAUCGUUUGAAGACGAAGAGGAUCUCGACGUCCCGUUACCCGAACCGGAAAUGCCACAAACUGUACAUCUUCAGUACAACUCGCCGAUGGGAUUGUAUUCCAAAGAGGCAGCUGUUGAACAAUUCCAACAGCAAAUUGGCGAGACUCCACAAGACUUGCCAGCUCAGGAUAAACAUUUCGAUCCCUCUAAAAGUGCAACUCUCAAGUACUUGAAGGAAGGCGAACGAGAGAAUUUUGGCGAAAACUUUUUCGAAAAGGUUGCUCAAGCCGAGGCUCCACGCGUCCCUUAUCAAUCGGAGCCAACUUGGGCACGAACUGCAAGAGAAAAAAGCGAACGAGCUCGCAGUAAGACUCCAGCUGAUCCACACCAAGCAUACCGUCCAAACAGCUCUCCAGCACCUUCAAAUCACCCGGUUCAUGCUGAAAAUGCACGUGAACACGCUGAGAAGAGUCGAGUGUUCACUCAUAAUAUCAAUGAACCAUUCGGAAGAACUUACUGGGAAGCCAGCAACACUCUUCCAAGAUACCGUAGAAGCCACUCUGCUGGACAUGAGCUUUCGAAUCGUGGAUAUGAAUUAGGAGGAAUAGAUUACACUGGAGGAGUUCAUAUUGAUCAUGGAACUGAUUAUCAGUACUAUGAAGAACCACCAAGAAAACCACAACCACCAAAGCUCCCACCUGGUUAUGAGUUGGGUGGAACUGAUUUCUAUCGAGGACAUGUUUCUGGAGAUGCCAACUACCGUGGACAUGGACCAGAUCCACCAAGACUUCGUCCAAAGUACACUGCAGAUGCACAUGAUCCAUGCAAUGUUGCAAUUGCUCCGAAUCUAGAAGGGGUCGACGCAAAUCUUCUUGUUGGAGACACCCUUUCUAACCAAAAGAUCCGUCACGAAGUCCGUCAUAUCGACCAAACAAAAUUCGGAACUUCAUUCGGUCCAACUCAAGGAUUCACUCACGAUCAUCACACUGCUCAACGCUACGUGGAACCACCAAAACCAGUUGUCUACUCUCUUUCAGCCAAUAAAUCAUUGGCUCGAUCUUCAUCUGUUCCACGUGGAUCUGCUCCACCAGAGCAACGUGACGUUUGGAAUGUGCAACAAGCAGAAGUUGACAAGGAGACCUACAUCACCGAGCCAAACUGGCGUCGCAACGUGGAUCAACGUCGUCUUGCAUGGGAACGUCGUGCUUUUGAAACUGAGCAGCGUUUGAGCCGUCCGUAUUCUGAGAAGGUGGCGCCUGGCGUGCCUCCAUCCUGGCAUGCUGAGGCACAACACAAGCAUCAACAGUGGCAGCAGCAGGCGGAUAAUAUGAACACUCAAAACUACACCUACUCAACCACUGGUUAUCAACCAUCUCAACCAGCCGGUGGACAACAAUCUUACAAUGAGACAAGACAAUACUCAUCCAAUACCACCUCGAACUAUCCAUCCCAAACGCAACAAUAUCAACAACAACAUCAAUAUCAAUCGGAUCAUUCGAAUGCUCAACGUCUCUUGAACUCUGGUUACAACACCAACCAAGUUGACUAUGUGCUCUCUCAUAAGGACAAGUACAACGAGGGACCACAUUACCAACCACCAAUCAUCAACUCCUCGGCUACCGCUGCCAACAACUCAUCCUCUUCUUCCAAUCAAUACCAUACUUCUUCUCAAGCAAUUCCAUUGGGAGGACCAAAUCAAGGACACUCUUCAUCCUAUACAACUGAGACAAGAGUUGUUGGAGGAGGGGCUGGAGGAGCUCCAGUGAGCAACAACUACAGUAACCAGAACUACUCGUCGUCGGCUUACAACUCAUCGUCGUCUCAACAACAGACCAAGACUAUCCCGGUUCAGAAUUAUCAGAAUACUCAAAAAUCGUUCAAUGAGACGACUGAAAAGUUUCAUCGUGACUUGGCAUCACCACUUUCUAGAACAGUUCCAGUCCAAACUGCUGGUCAUUUUUCCGAGGUUUCUAAGGUUUUCAAUUCGGAAGAGGAGGAGAACUAUCAAGUUUCUCAACCUAUUCCACUUCCAUCAGCUGAUCAGUUCCUUGAGGUGGUUACAAGCUCCAACUACAACAAGAGCUACUCAAGCCAGACUACCACUCAACAUCAGCCACAACCAGUUGCUGCGAAUAACAACUAUUCGACUAGCUACCAUACUGAGAGAUCUUCUACGACCACCAACCAACAACCACAGGCAAUUGCUCUCCCACCACCACAAAACCUCUCUACCAGCUACCAUACAGAGACUCAUAGCUCAACUGGACCAGUCAUGAUGCACUCGCCAGGAGGUCACUCCAUCAAGAGCACCGAGUUCUCAUCUAGCCGUCAUCACAAGCAAGAAACGACGACUACCACGACAACUGCUCCUGCUCCACAACCAGUAUUCCAUACAACGACUCUUCCAUUGACCAAGACCACUUCUUAUAAUUAUUCAUCGAGCACCGUUCCAUCCCAACCAGCGAAACCAUCAUUCAACCAGGAGAGUUAUACUUCUCACACUGAGAGAAACAACUCUUCUCAAGGAUUCCCACAACAGAGACUUCAACCAUCUGGAGGAUACUCUUAUGAGAAUUAUUCGAGCAGCAGAAAGGAGGAGAGCCGUCGAGAAGAAACCUCUCGCCCUGUCUCCCAAUUGUCUCAAUAUUCGGAAUCCCGCAAUUACAAGAGAAACUACGAAGAGAAGACCGAGACAACAACCGUUCCAAGCGCGGCUCCAGCUACCAAUGUUACCUACAAAGACCUUUCGAAUGCUCAAUCGGUUGAUGAUGUGUUCAAUAAGAAGACCGAGAUGAAUGAGUCUCUUCCAGUUGGAUCAGUUUUCAAUACUCAUAAUAAUACCGAGGGAGGUUACCGCGACGCGAACGGACACGACGUCUCUUACAAAAGAGAAACCCAAACUUCAGCUGAUCCAGGACGGGAAACUGCUCUUUUGAAGGAAGAAGAGAAGAGAGUUGUCGAGACUCCAUUGGAACCAGGAGUCAUCUCUCGUCACGUCACCACGAAGUACUAUAAGAAGAAGACUGUGACUGAUACCACUACAACCACUGCCUAA
Messenger RNA from Caenorhabditis remanei, 3240 nucleotides. RefSeq lists its product as uncharacterized. The coding region runs from base 1 to 3240 and encodes 1079 amino acids. The record is from RefSeq and is a predicted model, not a curated record. The transcript is spliced from 18 exons. NCBI's taxonomy places the organism in Eukaryota, Metazoa, Nematoda, Chromadorea, Rhabditida, Rhabditidae.